CAGUCCUUUGAUCCACUGCACACAUGUACAGCUUAUACAACAAUCUACAAAACAGAAACAAAUCUGAUGUUUUUGACAGGUCAUUGUAAAACUAUGAAAAUUUUAUUGACAUUGCUUCUUGCAGUUACUUUAUUUUGUCCUGUUCAAUCAGAUUUCAGGACUUGUGAUGCAGGAUUUCAGUGUGGCAAUGGGAGGUGUAUCUCAUUAGUCUGGAUGUGUGAUGGAGACAAUGACUGUGGUGACGGCACUGAUGAACUUCUUUCUUCCUGCACUGUCAGGAACUGCAGUCUAGAUCAAUUCAGCUGUGGUGAUGAAAGCAACAGAUGUUUGCCUAUGCGAUGGAGGUGUGAUGGUGAAAGGGACUGUCAUAAUGGUGCAGAUGAGGAAGGCUGUGCUGUCAGGCCCUGCAGUCUAGAUCAAUUCAGCUGUGGUAAUGAAAGCAACAAUUGUUUGCCUAUGCGGUGGAGGUGUGAUGGUAAAAGGGACUGUCCUAAUGGUGAAGAUGAGGAAGGCUGUGCUGUCAGGCCCUGCAGUCUACAUCAAUUCAGCUGUGGUGAUGAAAGCAACAAUUGUUUGCCUAUGUGGUGGAGGUGUGAUGGUGAAAGGGACUGUCCUAAUGGUGAAGAUGAGGAAGGCUGUGCUGUCAGGAACUGCAGUCUAGAUCAAUUCAGCUGUGGUAAUGAAAGCAACAAUUGUUUGCCUAUGCGGUGGAGGUGUGAUGGUAAAAGGGACUGUCCUAAUGGUGAAGAUGAGGAAGGCUGUGCAACCAAGACCUGCAGACCCGAUGAAUUUAACUGUUCUCCUAAUAGCAACACAUGUGUGCCUAAGCGGUGGAGGUGUGACGGCGACAAUGACUGUGGUAAUGGUGCAGAUGAGGAAGGCUGUGCCUUUUCCAAAUGCCAACCGGAUGAGUUCCAAUGUGGUGACAAAUCUUGUAUCAACGGCAGCCUCCGGUGUGACCAUGAGUAUGACUGCAAAGAUUUAAGUGAUGAGCUGUACUGUGUUAAUGCAUCCAAUUGUAAAGCCCCACACAUGUUUAAGUGCCGCAAUGGGAAAUGUAUUAGCAUGGAAAAGGUUUGCGACAAGCAGCGUGACUGCAGGGAUAUGUCCGACGAGCCAUUAAAAUGGUGCAAUGUGAAUGAGUGUUUAAAAAACAACGGAGGUUGCUCUCAUAUGUGUAAGGACUUAAAGAUCGGUUAUGAGUGCGAGUGUCCCACCGGCAUGCAUUUGGUGGACAGAAGACGCUGUGAAGAAGUGUCCAGCUAGUGACAGCUGGUGUUGGUUCUCAUGCAGAUACACCAGCACACCAACCCUGCAUGGAGAUGUCCAGUCCUUAAAGGCCUAGCUGUUCUCUAGAUGAGCUGAAUUUUAAAAAAAAAAGAGGAAAAUGUAUACAAAGUGAUUAAACGAGACAAUUUCAAUAAAAAAUAUUAUGUUUCA
Molecule: messenger RNA, 1440 nt
Organism: Myxocyprinus asiaticus (Chinese sucker)
Lineage: Eukaryota; Metazoa; Chordata; Actinopteri; Cypriniformes; Catostomidae
Product: very low-density lipoprotein receptor-like
Exons: 11
Coding region: 67-1266 (399 amino acids)
Molecular function (GO): calcium ion binding; protein binding
Source: RefSeq, a predicted model, not a curated record